Messenger RNA from Thermochaetoides thermophila DSM 1495, 858 nucleotides. RefSeq lists its product as uncharacterized. The coding region runs from base 1 to 858 and encodes 285 amino acids. The transcript has 5 exons. Lineage: Eukaryota; Fungi; Ascomycota; Sordariomycetes; Sordariales; Chaetomiaceae. Gene Ontology annotation, molecular function: carbon-sulfur lyase activity. The record is from RefSeq and is a predicted model, not a curated record.
AUGUCAGACGCCGAAGUGAUCAAAAAGUAUCGCGGCAACUGCCACUGCGGGGCUUUCGUCUUUGAGGUUGAGCUUCCCGAGAUCAAGACUGUAGCAGACUGUAACUGCAGUAUCUGCUACAAGAGGGGAGCUCUUUGGACGAUGCCCAAACAACCUCCUACCAUCGUUAAGGGUGAUGACAACACGCUCGUCAAGUACAUGUUUGGUGCCAAGACGGCUACCCAUGAAUUUUGCGGUAACUGCGGCACUCCAGUCCUGGCUGCGAUGAUCGCCAGCGGGGAGAAUGGCAAGUCCAUGAAUCUCGAUAUUUGGAGCCUAAACCGCAAACCCCUGGAUGGCGCCAAGUUGGAUCCUCAAUACGUCCCCUCGGUCUACUCGGGCCCCGAACCAAAACCUGCCAGCUUCGAAGGGGGAAAACUGUACCAUGGAAGCUGCCAUUGCGGCGCUGUGACUUUGGCAGUCAAGUUGAAGGACCCUCUGGAGGACGGAGUUUACAAAGAGGAGAUCAUGGACUGCAACUGCAGCUUCUGUCGUCGUAGCGGCGCCAUUUGGAUUUACCCCACGCACGACCAACUCGCCAUUCACGGCUCUGAGAACCUGUCUCAUUACGUCUGGGGGAAUAAGGUCUGGCGCAGGACCUUCUGCCGCAACUGUGGUACGUAUGUCUUUACCGAACCGAACCUCUUGACAGAAGAGGAGGUUGCUGCGCUGCCGGAGCGGGCUCGUACCAUGCGAGCUCGCACACUGGAUAGAAGGCCGCUUAAUAUUCGUGUGCUGGAUGGAUUUGAUGUCAAGGCCGUCACGCCGAUUCAAGGGGACUGUUGGGCUCUGCUGCAGCCGGGGUAUGUGAACCCCUGA